UCACACAGAUUGUCGACGCCUCUGAUUUCGAAGAAUCCUUAAACUGCAAACUCAAUUAAAAAGUACAGGUUGUGAUGAAGACGCACUCUUAAAAAUAAAGCACCAAAACCGCGAUGGAAGGAUCCAGCGGCUCGAGCUUUGGAAUAGACACUAUUUUGUCCAAUAGUUCCGCUAGUCCUGUGCUGAUGAAUGGAGAUUUUCGCCACGGUGACGGCAGGACUUCAGAUUUCCGAAAUCAGGCCACCCCGUCCCCGAGCUCGGAGAUAGACACUGUGGGGACUGCUCCCCUUUCACCCCUCUCUGUGUCCAUGGAGCACCAAGAGCAGCCACAUCUCGCCCAGGACAACCUCCACCAGCAUCAGCAGCAAAGUUUGCAGCCGCCACAGCAACUGGCAGCCGCCAACUCUGCCCCUAGGACUUCCACCUCCUCUUUUUUAAUCAAAGACAUUUUGGGCGAUAGCAAACCGCUGGCAGCCUGUGCACCUUACAGCACCAGCGCCUCCUCACCCCACACCCCAAAACCAGAGGCAGAGUCCUUCAGGCAAAAGACAGAGCCCGAGGAGAGCAAAAACCGAGACAAGCUCGACAAACGAGACGACACUCAAAACGACAGCAUCAAAUGCAAUGGUACAAAAGAAGAAGGCGAUCGUGAGAUAACGAGUAGCCGAGAAAGUCCUCCUGUGCGAGCGAAGAAGCCUCGGAAAGCGAGGACGGCGUUUUCUGACCAUCAGCUCAAUCAACUGGAGCGGAGCUUCGAGCGACAGAAAUACCUCAGCGUCCAGGACCGCAUGGACCUGGCGGCGGCUCUCAACCUGACAGACACCCAGGUCAAAACCUGGUACCAGAACAGGAGGACCAAGUGGAAGAGGCAGACUGCAGUGGGACUGGAGCUGCUGGCAGAGGCCGGGAAUUACUCUGCUUUGCAGAGGAUGUUCCCAUCUCCCUAUUUCUACCACCCGAGCCUGCUCACAAACAUGGACACGACGGCGGCGGCGGCCAUGUACAUGUACCGGACUCCACCGCCUCAUCCCGGACUUCAGCGGCCACUGGUCCCGCGAGUCCUCAUCCACGGUCUGGGCCCCCCAGGACAGCCAGCCCUCAACCCACUGCCCAACCCCAUUACCGGCACACCACAUCCCCGGUGAAAAUCACACAGAGAAACAGAGAGAGAGAGAGAGAGAUAGAGAGAGAG
Messenger RNA from Callorhinchus milii (elephant shark), 1192 nucleotides. RefSeq names its product BarH-like homeobox 2 (gene barhl2). Bases 114 to 1145 code for a protein of 343 amino acids. Lineage: Eukaryota; Metazoa; Chordata; Chondrichthyes; Chimaeriformes; Callorhinchidae. Gene Ontology annotation, biological process: regulation of transcription by RNA polymerase II. The record is from RefSeq and is a predicted model, not a curated record. Gene Ontology annotation, molecular function: DNA-binding transcription factor activity, RNA polymerase II-specific; RNA polymerase II transcription regulatory region sequence-specific DNA binding. Gene Ontology annotation, cellular component: nucleus. The transcript has 3 exons.